AUGGCGCCAAAGGAGGAGAUAUUGUUUGAAGGAUGUAACUUCUUCCGGCUUCGUUUAACAUAUUCCAUUCUCAGUGGAAGGCCAGUAAGAAUAGUUAAUAUCCGAAAAGACGACGAUGCGCCUGGUAUAAGAGGUUUAAAAAUAUGCUUUUCGAAAAAUUAGUUCCUGGGUGUUUUCAGAUUUUGAAGCAAAACUCGUGUCGCUAUUGGAGAAAGUCACAAAUGGCACAAAGGUUGAAAUCAAUCGAACAGGUAUCUCGAUUGCUUUUUGUUUGUUAGAAAAUCGAAAGACCUUUUCAGGUACACAGGUCAUCUUCCGGCCUGGUAUGAUAACUGGCGGUGUUCUGACGAUGGACUGUGGUGUUGACCGAUGUCUUUCUUAUUUUCUUGAGCCUCUCGUUCUUUUAUCUCCGUUUUGCAAACAUCCGCUCAGUGUCAAAUUGAAAGGUUGCUUUUCGAGUUCAAGAAUUAUUUUAAUAUAAAGACAAAAUUAAUUUUUACCUUCGAAAUAGCUUUCCCCGCGUACAGAUGUGAUUUAAACAAUAGUUAAUAAGAUAGGAAUUUGCUGUAUUGGAACUUCUUACUUUUUAUUUUUUUGUCUUGAUGCAAAAUUAUUAUUUCAUUACAAGAUAUUUUAAGUUUUUUUCAAGGGCGAAAAACUAGAAAGCUUUGUAUCUUCAGUAUUAUUUUUGUCUCAGCAUAAUUGGAUUAUUAAUUUUUACCCCCUGUGGAAAAGUUGAGUUUUUUCCGAUUAAAAAAAAUUUCUUGCAGGAGUCACGAAUGCGCCUGGAGAGCUUUCCGUGGACGCAAUAAAAUCUUCUUGGCUUUGUGUCUACAAUAAGUUUGUUUUAAACGACGAGAAGCUGGAAUUGAAGGUUCUUAAUUUUUUCAAUUUUUCCAGUUCACAUGCAAUUUUCAGAUCACGGCUCGUGGUUUAAUGCCCGAUGGCGGUGGCGUUGUACAGUUUUCCGCUCCGAUUGUUAAAUUUUUACGGCCUGUGAAGGUUCAGAUUUUUCUUUCUUCAUCAAAUUUCCUUACUUAUUCAUUUGCAGAGAGAGAAAGCUGGUAAAGUGUGCAAAAUCCGAGGACAGGCCUAUAUCACCAAGGUUUUCGGGAACGAAUGUAUUUUUAAAUCUCGGUACUUUUCAGGUCACCCCUUCCUUCGCUUAUCGUAUGAUUGACGCGGCGAAAAAAGCCGUUCACGGAUAUUUAUCAGAUGUCUACAUAACAGUAGAUCAGAGGAAAGGCGAUGCUGGUGGAAAGUUGGUCUUUUUUUUCAAAGUAUUUUUUCAAGUAUUUCGAGUAUUUAAGUGUCGUAAUGUUUAUCGAAAUGAAUACAAUUCCUCCGAACAUAGAAAAAGGAUGCAAUUUGGUACUUUUCUUGUGUGCCACUUUUAUCACAUAGCUUAUCAAAGUUGUUUCAGUUUAAAGCCAAACGGAUAAUAUAUAUUUUUGAUAUUAAAAGCUUUAAAUUUAGUUCGCCGGGAUAUGGUUUGUUCUUAACGGCAGAAACAACAGAAGGCGUCGUCUACCAAGCCGAAUCGAUUUCAAGACCCAAAAAGGAGGCCGGUGAUCCGAUUCUGCCAGAAGACGUCGGAACUCUCGCUGGGCAUGCUCUCCUCGAUAAUAUCUUCAUGGUUGAAACUUUUUGAUCAUCCAGGAAAACUAUAAAAAACUUUAGGGAGGCGCUUUGGACAGCGCUGCGCAAUGUUUGGCGAGCACAUUCAUGGCAUUGGGUCAAAAAGACAUUUCAACUUAUUUAUACGGACCUUUGCCCAUUUACAGGUAAGAACUUUUCGAGAAAUUAUAUUCGCUAUUAAUUUUUUGAAUUUCUAAAGGGAAACUAGAAAAAACUUAGUUUCUUAGGCGAAAAUGAAUUGAUGUUUGUGCUUUCAUAUGUUUCUGUUGACAACAGUUUGCUCCAAAUGUAAGCUGGGAGAAGAAAGAUCAGAGUUUAUUUUGAAACUAACGAAGAGGAACAUACAAAGAGAUGCAGAACGUUUUUUUCUGAAUUUUUUCAAAAGGAUAGAAAACUACCGUAAAACAGAUUUUUUUUUUGCAUUUUUUCUUUACAAAACUGCGAAAUAGAGAUCUCGAAGCGAAUUGGGAGUUAGUUUUUUCUAAUUUAAUGUAUGGUCUUUUUGGUAGAAAAAAAACGUGUUAAGAUGGCGCGGAAUUUACUAUCACUCGCCAUUUUAAGCCUCAAAAUGCAUUAUUUUUAUUGGAAUUCUUCAGUAUCCACACACUGCGCCAUCUGAAAGAAUUCUUCGAAGUCGAGUUCAAAAUCGAGUCAGCAAAGAUGAAAGGUGAAGACCAAGAGGAAUUGAGGAUAGGGAGUCGAGACAAAGCAAUCGUCACUGCCCUUGGUGUCGGCUACAGUAAUCUCAAUAAAACUGUUUUGUAACGUUGUUCACAAUCGUUGUUAUCUUGCUUGUUACUUUUUUUCUUGUUGAUUUUAUUGUUGAUAUUGCAGAAUAACCGUUUAGUCCAUAAAAAACUUCAAUUCGUUUUGUUUAUCAAUUUAAAUUUCUGUUCUCGUUCAGUUAAGAUAUAUUGAAAAUUGUGGAGCUUGGGAAUCUUGAACUCUGUAUUCACUCAUCUGAAACAGAAAAUUACUACCGAAAAUUCAUUAAAAACCGCUAAAAGUCUGAACUCUACGGAAAAAACUGUCCCAUUCUCAAGUUAUUUUCUUACAAAAGUUCCAAUGCUUAGAACUGACGAUAUGAAGGCCACGGCUAGAAAAUCGACAGGAGCUCCGCCUUUGCCGCCGGGACAUCCGGCUCGCCGCAAGUCGGCCAAUCCGCGACACCACCGACACCAGUCAUCGCGCAAAAGUCGAGUCGACGAAGAGAUCUACAAAUGGCAGAAGAGUUCUGGUUUUCUUAUUCCAAGGAGCCCUUUUCAGCGAGUUGUUCGCUCUAUUUUUCAAGAGGUCCGUUCUUUCUUCUAACAUCUAUAUUAUAAAUAGUUCUUAUCUAGUUGCGCAAAUGGCGUCUGCCAAGGAAUUUCUGAUAAAACGUGGCCGAAGUGUACUUCUGGGCCUCCUGAUUCAAAAUCAAAAAUAAAAGUUUUCGCAAUAUAUUUUUUCAGAGUUAUGAAACUUAAAACUGCUAAAAAAGUUUUGUACCUUGAUUUUUAUAGUUGCUUCGAAGGGUCUCAAUUCAAAUCAAGACCUAUUCCGAGAAUUUUUUCUUGUUCUGGAAUCAGGAGGUGUUGAAGUAUAUUUUAGCCAAGUAUCUUCGAAAGUUCGAUCGGUGGCUAAACAAGUUUACUUCUGAUCUAAUUUUUUUCUUUUCAAAAUGUAUUAAAAUAACACAUUCAGCCGUCUUUUUUUUUCUUUCCUUUUUCAAACCUUGGAGCUUAUUAAGAAAUACAAGGGCUACAAAGUUCAACGACUUGCUGUGGAAGCGCUUCAAGAGAUGGCCGAGAUGAUGCUGGUUCAGCUGUUUGAAGAUGCCAACCAGGCCGCGAUCCAUGCUAAGCGGGUGACGCUUCUUCCGCGCGACAUGGAUCUCGUUAGGCGUCUCCAACGGUACCACUUCUUCUAACUUAUUUCCAAAUAACUGUACAAUUCAUUCACGAUUCGCCUUCUUCGGCCUUUAAGGACGUUUUCGAAAGACGCUAAAAUUUCACUAUUCACACUCUUUUAUUGCAUACGAAAAUGGCGUCUUAAUUGGUCCAAUGACUUUUUUCCCGUUUCCAAAAAAAGUGACAUUUGUUUUAUUGAAUAUUUUUAUGUACGAGUAAAUUUUCACCCGAUCUCAAAUUCCUCAUUUGCCUACUCGGACCCUGGUAACGACGUGUCAGGGAAUUUCUAGUGACUCCUUUAGUAGCUUCAGAGCUCUUAAGUGAUACCUAGAGUUGCUCAGAAACGACCGCUUUUUCGUUACCGACUCUGACAUGCUAAUCUUUCUCUGACUUACACUGUUCCGUGGUUUCAUCGCAGAUAGAUAACGACGAAACGGUGUAGGUGAGUGAAAAAGUUUUGGCGAUCUCUAGGCGCCCCAUGUCAGAGGAGGUCCGAGUCCUCAGACCUCAGACAACGCGAAACGGACGUGCUCCGGACGUUUCUGGGCAUUUCUAG
Molecule: messenger RNA, 4083 nt
Organism: Caenorhabditis auriculariae
Lineage: Eukaryota; Metazoa; Nematoda; Chromadorea; Rhabditida; Rhabditidae
Source: the annotation of a GenBank genome assembly